Messenger RNA from Medicago truncatula (barrel medic), 2169 nucleotides. RefSeq lists its product as uncharacterized. The record is from RefSeq and is a predicted model, not a curated record. The coding region runs from base 175 to 2049 and encodes 624 amino acids. Lineage: Eukaryota; Viridiplantae; Streptophyta; Magnoliopsida; Fabales; Fabaceae. The transcript is spliced from 2 exons. Gene Ontology annotation, molecular function: protein binding.
CUGAAACAACUUUAUAUAAUUAGAAAACACACAGCAAAAUCACAGACAAAAAAAGAAAGACAGAAAAAACAAUAAGGAGAAACAAACAAACAAGUUCAUCAACAAUCUUCAAAAAAAUCAAUCUUCAAUUUCUCUGUUCUUCUUCUUAGGAAAAAAAAUAUAGCAACAAAUAGAAUGUCUCCAUCAAUGAAAUCAAAAUCCAAGUCGAAGGCGAAGGCUGCAAAGGAACAACAAAAGACUUCUCCAAAGACUUCCGGAUCUACUAAUGAUGAGAGCAGCAUUCCUUCUAGUGCGUGCGAUCUCGAAACAUCAUUGGUUGAUUCUUCAUCCAUAGUUAAUGACAACAGCCAAUUCGCAAAAAUAAAUGAAACAGAUGAUCAUUCUAUUAGUCCUCAAGGAACGGUAUCUGAGUAUGAUUCAGUUUCUAAUAACGGCAGUUGUUCUGGUGAAUCGGAAGACACUAAAGAGAAAGCUGCAAACUCGUCUACUCGGUUGGAAUUUAUACCUGGUUGUGAUAACGACAGAAGGGAUAAGAUCCGACUGAAGAAUGAGAGGAAGCACCAGAGACAGAGGGAAAGGAGAGCUCAUGAGUUGCACGAGCGAUGUGUUGCGUAUCUAAUGUCGAGAAAGCUAGAAAAACUUGUGCAGAAGUUAGUGGCGAUGGGAUUCACUACCGAGCGAGCAACAUUGGCUUUGAAGUUAAACAACGGAAAAUUAGAAGAAUCGAUAUCGUGGCUAUUUGAAGGAGGAAGUGAAGCGAAAGAUACUACCAACCUUGUAAGUGAUGGUAAUUUGAAGAUCGACAUAAGUGAAGCGCUUGAACAAAUUUAUGCUCUGGAAGUAAAGUACAAUUGUUCAAAGCAAGAAGUCGAAAGAGCAGUUGUUGCCUGUGAAGGUGAUCUUCAAAAGGCAGAAAACACGUUAAAAUCUCAGAAGGAAGAAUCUCAUGUGAAUCAGUCAGAAGAUUCUGCUCAAAAUAAUAAUAGUUCGAUUAGAUCUCAUGGAUUACAACCAGCGUCAGUAUCAAUACAGCAGAGAGGGAAUGAAAGUGAUUUCAACUAUUACAAUGUACGUGGUGCUGAUUCUAUGUUCCAUGAUCCUGAAAAUAGGAAUCCACAGUCUCUACACUUGAAUCAUCAAAAUGAACUGACACAGAAAAGAUGGGGUGUUGGUGCUACAGCAUCAAAUCCUUCAAAUAUGUUACAAUCCAUGCAAGCAAUGUCACCGUAUGUUAAAAUGGAGGUGCAGCCGAGUGCCUUUAGGAACGACGGAAGAAUGAUUCAUCAAGGCGUAGGAAGGGAACCGGUAGUCAUGAUGCAGCAUCCACAAUUCGCCGAUGCCAAACAAAAUUAUCUGAAUUCUAUGAAUUCCAUAGCUUCCGGAACAUCUAGUUGGUAUGUAAAUAAUGUUCCGUCGUACGAAAAUACAAGGUCGAAUGGGAAUUUACUACUACAAAAUCAUGGCAUGGGAAAUGUUGGCGCAGAUCGCCUGCAGCAACUUUCUCAAGCUCCGUAUAAAGAAUAUUCCCAUGUAUUUGGGCAGGCAGAUUCUUCAAUCUCAUCAGGUGGAAUGGGAGGUUUCUAUAAACCGAUGGUUGCAUCGUCGCCUUCACCUACAAUGCCUUCUCAGUCUCACCCUCAACAUCAUGGCUCACGGAACACCACCGCAUCUUCGCCUGCACUUACAGUUCCACCUUCCCUUGGGCUCUUUUGCGGUCAUCAGAAUCCAUCCGCCAGAUCAUUCAGCUCACAUUCACAUGUGGAUUGGAAUACGGGGGGCAUGGUGCAAGAAUUUGACUACAACAAUAUAGAUUGGAGUUUAGAUUGCCCACCGUCAUCCAGAUCAGGUGAUGUAUGGCUAGGAUUCUCAUCGUCAUUGAGAAACAACGCCGGGAAUAGGAUGGCCAGUUCUUAUAUGACUGGAUCUCGAAACGUUGGCACGGCGAGGGAAAUUUCAUCGUCUGCUGGAUUGCGAGAUUGGACCUCACCUUUUGCUGGGAAGGACAUAUUCAGUGCUCCCAGAAAGUUUGUUACCUUUCCUCCUAUGUAGUAAUGGGAUCAUAAGGGGAUGUCUUAAUAUUGUUGUUUCUGGUUUUCCAGUGAAAUUCAUCUUCUGAUUUGUGGUUUAUAAUUGUUUUUCCAACUACUCCUCAUACUUUUCUUCUCUUCA